This is a messenger RNA of Synchiropus splendidus (mandarinfish), 1119 nucleotides long. RefSeq names its product retinol binding protein 7a, cellular (gene rbp7a). The transcript is spliced from 5 exons. The record is from RefSeq and is a predicted model, not a curated record. Gene Ontology annotation, molecular function: fatty acid binding. The coding region runs from base 248 to 661 and encodes 137 amino acids. Gene Ontology annotation, biological process: fatty acid transport. Gene Ontology annotation, cellular component: nucleus; cytosol. NCBI's taxonomy places the organism in Eukaryota, Metazoa, Chordata, Actinopteri, Syngnathiformes, Callionymidae.
UAACUGUGUUUCAUCAUGCGGAGGUUGUCUUGGAAUUUAUACAUUCAUUUCAUGUCUGUCUUUAUACUGUACCCCAAAUCUCUCUUGACACCCGCAUGUAACCCCAUGAACACACAAGGAAAUGAAUCAUUUUGAAGAACUGUGGGACCAGUCAGACUGGAUUGGUGCUCUGCAGGGACGGUUCGCAGGAGAUGGCGAAUCAGCUGGACCAUCUAACUGAAGAAUAGUGAAAGAGGAGCCCGCCAAAAUGCUGACAAGCUUCUGCGGAACAUGGGAUAUGAUCAGCAAUGUCAACUUUGAGGGCUACAUGGUGGCACUGGGCGUGAGCCCGCCCCUGAGGAGGAUCGCUCUUAAACUGAAGCUGAGGAAGGUGAUCGAGCAGAAGGGAGACCAGUACAUCAUCAAGACCACCAGCACCUUCAGGAACUACACGGUCUCCUUCAGAGUGGGGCAAGACUUUGCAGAGUUCACACAGGGACUGGACAACAGACACGUGAAGUCGCUGGUGACAUGGGAUGGAGACAAGCUAGUAUGUGCUCAGACUGGCGAGAAGAGGAGCAGGGGCUGGAUUCACUGGAUCGAAGAGGACAAACUCUAUCUGGAGCUUCAUUGUGAAGGAGAAGUGUGUCAGCAAGUGUUCAAGAAAAAUGUGAACGAAUGAGGGGUGGAUCCAAAAUAACUGUGAUGGAAAGAAGCUGCUCAACUGGGUUGAAUAGUGCGUUGUUUCAGCGCUAGGUGUCAGCAGAGCACCGCUUUUCUGGUCUCGACAGCUGGGCUUGAACGAUGACUAGUAUUUUGCUGUACAUUUUUUUUUGCGAAACUCUGUUAUGUGGAUGUGAACUGAUCACAUUUUCAUUUGUUUAACUGUGUUAUUUGCACCAGAUGCUCUUGCUCUUCAACUUAGAGCUACUUAUUUAAGUUACAUCAAUAAAAUGUUGACUUCGCAAAGUCUUGUGCGAUCAAGUUCCGACCAGUCUCGGCUCUGACACUUUUAUUGGAUGCGACAGUGUAUUUAGAAUUCAGAAUUGUUCUUCCAAAUUGAAUAUUUCUGACGCAGAUCAAAGAUGAUGAAGAGAUAAACAGAAGUCUUGGCUCCUCCCAUUUCGUCACGUGACAUGA